AUGUCAGCCAAACCAGCGUGCGGUUCAGACGAAGUGGAACCACGGGACCGAAGUCGAUCGGUCCAAGCCACCCAGCCCGCUUUGAAGGUCGCAACGGUGCGCCUCACAGCUACCAACGAGGAACAUGCAUCCACACAGGAAGUCUUGGCUCGUGGAAGCCCCGGGGCGUGUUUCCGGAAGUUCUGGAAUCUGGAUGAUGUUCACCGGUGUCUGGCUUUCUGCAUUCGGGAUGGCAGCGAUGAUAUCGAGCCCCGUUCCAGUCUUCACUUACCGUCCAUCGUCUCAACUGCCUCUGAAAUGCGUUACUACUCCCUCUCCCUCUCCCUCUCAUUUGCGGCCUUGGCUGCUGUCGCUUCUGCGGCCAACCUCGCCGACUAUGAUCCUCAACCUGGAGUCCAGGAAGAGUUCCGGCCGUUCUUCCAAGCGCUUGUAGACGCCGCCGAGGACCCCGCCGUCACGACUGGAUACACGGACUACUUCCCGGCCGACGGCAUGCAAACAACCUUGACUCUCCACUGCGUCGGUGCGAGCGGCAUCCAGGCCUGCAAAGAUUACUUUCUGCAGGAUGGGAGACAGCUGGUGCACUGGCCGAACACGACGUUCGUGGUCGAUAACAACGCGACCGCCACGGUGUACGAGGCCCACGGCCGAAUCGAGAACACCUACGUGGAUGGAAACUGCUCGCAGAUCUACUAUAAGACGCAGUACACCGUCCUGAAGACGGAUCAGAGGGUGGACGCCCCUCCCAACCUGUCCCUGAAGCCGGAGGGCCAGGUCUACUGGUACCACGACUACUACAUGUCCCCGACGACCGUGCCAUCCGAUAUCCCCUGCGACAGCCUCAAGGCCUGA
Molecule: messenger RNA, 852 nt
Organism: Drepanopeziza brunnea f. sp. 'multigermtubi' MB_m1
Lineage: Eukaryota; Fungi; Ascomycota; Leotiomycetes; Helotiales; Drepanopezizaceae
Source: RefSeq, a predicted model, not a curated record